Cicer arietinum (chickpea) is the source of this 1780-nucleotide messenger RNA. Its product is annotated as serine carboxypeptidase-like 12. Gene Ontology annotation, biological process: secondary metabolic process; proteolysis. NCBI's taxonomy places the organism in Eukaryota, Viridiplantae, Streptophyta, Magnoliopsida, Fabales, Fabaceae. Gene Ontology annotation, molecular function: acyltransferase activity, transferring groups other than amino-acyl groups; serine-type carboxypeptidase activity. The record is from RefSeq and is a predicted model, not a curated record.
CAGAACCACUAAAUUCAAGAACGUUAAAAACACCUCACGCUAAUAAAUAUCUUUUAAGACAUUUUUAAAAAAAUUUAAUUUAAUUUUUAAAGUUAAAUAAACAAUUUUGAAUAGAAAAUUUAUAUAUUUAAAUGUUUAACAAUAAUAUCGUAGCACCGACAUUCUUUUCAAGAAGAACAUAAAUAGUAGAAACUAAAUGAAGCUUCUAAAGAUGAACACAAAAAUGAUUCUUCAUUCUCAUAACCAUUGUUUUAAGAUUCUAUUUGCUCUUGUGCUUUUUCUUUUGCAGAUAUUAUCUCAAAUCGAAGCUUCUCGAUCAAAGGUUGAAAUGCUUCCUGGUUUUGAAGGUCCUCUUCCUUUUGAACUCGAAACAGGGUACGUGGGGUUAGGAGAAACAGAUGAUGACAUGCAAGUGUUCUACUAUUUUAUCAAGUCAGAGAACAAUCCUCAAAAUGACCCUCUUUUGCUAUGGUUAACCGGUGGUCCUGGUUGCUCUUCUUUAUCUGGCAUUGUCUAUGAAAUAGGCCCAAUUGCAUUUGAAAUCAAGGAGUACGACGGGAGUGUACCUAGUUUGGUCUUGAGACCACAAUCGUGGACUAAGGCAUCCAACAUUAUUUUUGUAGAUUUGCCACUUGGAACUGGUUUCUCAUAUGCAAAAAAUGUAACUGCUCACCGAAGCGACUGGAAAUUAGUUCACCAUACUUAUCAAUUUCUUAGGAAGUGGUUGAUUGAUCACCCUGAAUUUCUUUCAAAUAAAUUCUACAUGGCAGCUGAUUCAUACUCUGGCAUUAUUGUGCCAGCCGUUGUCCAAGAAAUUUCAAAUGGAAAUGAAAAGGGUCUCCAACCAUUGAUAAAUCUGCAGGGAUAUCUGUUGGGAAACCCCAUAACAACAUGGAGAGAAGACAAUGAUCAAAUUCCGCAUGCUCAUGGAAUGGGACUCAUUUCUGAUGAACUCUAUGCGUCACUACAGAUAAAUUGUAAAGGAGAGUACAUCGAUGUAGAUUCCAAAAAUGAGUUGUGUUCAAGAGAUCUUCAAUCUUUUCAUGAGUGUAUUUCAGGAAUUAAUAGAUUCAACAUUUUGGAUCGUUUAUGUAUAGAUGAUUCACAUUUGUGGAGGAGAUAUUUAACUCAGGAGUUGAAGGCAUCAUUUAGUUCUCAUCUCAAAGUGCCUGAAUUAAAUUGCCAAAUUUAUGGUUUUUACCUCGCAACUAAAUGGGCUAAUGAUGAGCAUGUUCGCAAGUCACUGCACAUUCGUGAGGGAACCAUAGGGAAAUGGGAACGUUGUUACAUGACUGAUUUUGAGCAAGAUAUCCUGGGUAGCUUUGAAUUUCAUGUAACUAAGAAAAAAGGAUACCGUUCUUUGAUUUACAGUGGGGAUCAUGAUCUAGUUGUUCCUUUCAUUUCGACUCAAGCAUGGAUAAGGGCUCUAAACUACUCUAUUGUGGAUGAUUGGAGACCAUGGUUUGUAAAUGGUCAAGUGGGAGGAUAUACAAGGACUUACUCGAAUCAAAUGACAUUUGCAACUGUAAAAGGUUCAGGACAUACAGCUCCUGAGUAUACUCCUGAGCAAUGUUUUCUCAUGUUCACUAGAUGGAUAUCUUAUUUGCCUUUAUAACUCAACAGCUGAGAUGACAUAAAUUUCACUAUAAAUAAGAUGUUAAUUUUUUAAUAAUUUUAUUUUAAAUUAUCUAUAUUUGAACAUUGUGUAUUAAGGGAGGAAUGCAAACAAUCAUUUGUACUAAAUGUUAUGUAUUUUUAUCUAUAUCCUUCGGUCUUCUUA